GAUUAGAAAAAUUUAGAAAGAAAUACAAAAUAAAUAAAGGAAAAUUUUUACGAAUAGAUCCUUCUAAUGAUAAAUGAAGGAUGGACACAUUUACUCAUAGAAAAUGGUAUCAAUCCACCAUUGCAUAUUGGUACUUAUCGAGUAUAGAAUAAAUCUGCUUCUCUUUGUUCUUACGAACAGAAUUCUUCCAUUAUUACGAAUAGAAUAUAGAAUCCUAACCCUUGUUAGGAAGUAAUCUACUUAACAGGGGAAGUCUAUAGGAUAGUCAUAGUAUAACCUUUCCAAUGCAAUAAAGUUACGUAGUGUCUAUUUUUCUUCGAUAAAGGGGUAUUUUCCAUGGGUUUGCCUUGGUAUCGUGUUCAUACCGUUGUAUUGAAUGAUCCCGGCCGGUUGCUUUCCGUUCAUAUAAUGCAUACAGCUCUGGUUGCUGGUUGGGCGGGCUCGAUGGCUUUGUAUGAAUUAGCAGUUUUUGAUCCUUCUGACCCUAUUCUUGAUCCAAUGUGGAGACAGGGUAUGUUCGUUAUACCCUUCAUGACUCGUUUAGGAAUAACCAAUUCAUGGGGGGGUUGGAGUAUCACAGGAGGAACUGUAACGAAUCCGGGGAUUUGGAGUUACGAAGGUGUAGCUGGGGCACAUAUUGUGUUUUCUGGCUUAUGCUUUUUGGCAGCUAUCUGGCAUUGGGUCUAUUGGGAUCUAGAAAUCUUUUCUGAUGAACGUACAGGAAAACCCUCUUUGGAUUUGCCCAAGAUCUUUGGAAUUCAUUUAUUUCUCUCCGGGUUGGCUUGCUUUGGUUUUGGUGCAUUUCAUGUAACAGGUCUGUAUGGCCCUGGAAUAUGGGUGUCCGAUCCUUAUGGACUAACGGGAAGAGUACAGCCUGUAAAUCCGUCGUGGGGCGUGGAAGGUUUUGAUCCUUUUGUUCCGGGAGGAAUAGCUUCUCAUCAUAUUGCAGCAGGUACACUGGGCAUAUUAGCGGGUCUAUUCCAUCUUAGCGUUCGACCGCCACAACGUCUAUACAAAGGAUUACGUAUGGGAAAUAUUGAAACUGUACUCUCCAGUAGUAUCGCAGCUGUCUUUUUUGCAGCUUUUGUUGUUGCUGGAACUAUGUGGUAUGGUUCAGCAACUACUCCCAUCGAAUUGUUUGGUCCCACUCGUUAUCAAUGGGAUCAGGGUUAUUUCCAGCAAGAGAUAUAUCGAAGAGUUAGCGCCGGGCUAGCCGAAAAUCAAAGUUUAUCAGAAGCCUGGUCUAAAAUUCCUGAAAAAUUAGCUUUUUAUGAUUAUAUCGGCAAUAAUCCGGCAAAAGGAGGAUUAUUCAGGGCAGGCUCAAUGGAUAACGGAGAUGGAAUAGCGGUAGGAUGGUUAGGACAUCCUAUCUUUAGAGAUAAAGAAGGGCGUGAGCUUUUUGUACGUCGUAUGCCCACCUUUUUUGAAACAUUUCCAGUCGUUUUGGUAGACGGCGAUGGGAUUGUUAGAGCGGAUGUGCCUUUUAGAAGGGCAGAAUCCAAGUAUAGUGUUGAACAAGUAGGUGUAACCGUUGAGUUUUAUGGUGGCGAACUUAAUGGAGUCAGUUAUAGUGAUCCUGCUACUGUGAAAAAAUAUGCUAGACGUGCUCAAUUAGGUGAAAUUUUUGAAUUAGAUCGUGCGACUUUGAAAUCCGAUGGUGUUUUUCGUAGCAGUCCAAGGGGUUGGUUUACUUUUGGGCAUGCUUCGUUUGCUUUGCUCUUCUUCUUCGGACACAUUUGGCAUGGUGCUAGAACCUUGUUCAGAGAUGUUUUUGCCGGCAUUGACCCCGAUUUGGAUGCUCAAGUAGAAUUUGGCGCAUUCCAAAAACUUGGGGAUCCAACUACAAGAAGACAGGCAGUCUGAUACAAGACCACUUUGGCAUUUUCCCCUUCUAUUUUUUCUAUUUUCUUUUUGGGGGGAUUUUACAUAGAGUACCGGAGUGAAUUUGAAUCACCGCUUUUUUAUUUUUGCUCUUUCAAGAUGAUUCCCAAAAAGAAAAUGAAAAAAAAACGAACAAGUAGGAAAGCUAUAAUUGUAAACCACGAUCGAAUUUAUGGAAGCAUUGGUUUAUACAUUCCUUUUAGUCUCGACUCUAGGGAUCAUUUUUUUCGCUAUUUUUUUUCGAGAACCGCCUAAAGUUCCAACUAAAAAGUAAAAUGAUUUUUCAUUAU
Molecule: messenger RNA, 2171 nt
Organism: Salvia splendens (bonfire salvia)
Lineage: Eukaryota; Viridiplantae; Streptophyta; Magnoliopsida; Lamiales; Lamiaceae
Product: photosystem II CP47 reaction center protein
Exons: 1
Coding region: 337-1863 (508 amino acids)
Biological process (GO): photosynthesis; photosynthetic electron transport in photosystem II; photosynthesis, light reaction
Cellular component (GO): photosystem II; membrane
Molecular function (GO): chlorophyll binding
Source: RefSeq, a predicted model, not a curated record